UCCGACACCAAAAGGAUGAAUGUAGGCCAAGGUACACCUAUCAAGCAGAGAGAAUGUGAUAGAGAUAUUUGUUUAGUGUGUGGAAAAUUUGCAAAGGAGGCCCGUAGAGUAGAAACCAUCCGAAAGUUAAAAGGGAAAGAUUAUUGUUUAAAAGAUUUAUUGAAGAAAUAUGGUGGAAUUAAUGUUGAAAGUGGGACAGUAUGUAGAAAAUGCAGUAAAAAAGUUGACACUCUUCACAAAAAGAAUACUGAUUUCUACAAUGAAUGCCAAAAAAAUGCUGGAAUGUCGAAACGAAUGGCUUCGUCACCACAUAUUAAUCCACCAAAAAGAAUAAAUAUGUCAACACCCAAACCAUCUACUCAAUAUGCAACAGUUUUCAGUGAAAGUGAAGAUGAAGAUGACAUUUCAUUCAUUGGUUUACAUUUAUCAGAUGAAGCACCCAUAGAUCAUGAUUACAUUGUAUCAAAGCCUACUCCUGUUGUGAAAAAAUUUAAUGAGGAUUUGAAAUCUUUUAAAUGGAAUGAAAUUAUUAGCGAGUUCAUGGUAAAGUUUCCAACAGUUUUCAGUUUAAUAUUAACCAUGUUCUUAACACCAGAGGACAUGGAGAAUAAAGAGAAAAUAGAAGCUAUUAUUCCAAGAAUAGGAAUGGUUUACAGCAUGCUAAUGCAGGGAAGAAACAAAGAGCUCAGCAGAAUUCAACGUGUUACAUCACUGUUUUUGUUUGACAACAUAUGUGAUCAAAAGGUGUUUGACAGGCUUCAGACAGUGGGAGUAUGCCUAAGCUAUGAAAGAAGCUUACAAAUUGUAGAGUUGAUUGGAGGCCAUUUUAAUGAUAAGGUUGUGAAGCUGGUAAAGAACAACAUUCGUUUCAGGAUAAUUGGUGACAACAUCAAUUGGACUGUUGGUGUUCAUGACCAAAGAAUAAACAACAAACAGAAAAUGAUGCAUGCCUUUGGUUCAGCAGUAAUAGUUCAAAACCUGACCUUUACCAAUCUAGACAGAGUUGUACCACAACAGCUAUAUAGUCACACACCGGUUCAAAACUUCAUACCAUCAGAGGAAGACUACAACCAUAUAACAACUGACUAUAUCAUCCUAAUGUCAAGGGUUGUUCUUGAACACAUUCCCUACUUCAAAAGAUUUUCAGAUAUUAUUCCAAUUAACAUCAGUACACCAUGCAGUCCUAACUUGAAAAAAAAGUCAGAUGUUAUACCGUUACCUGUUCUGUUCAAAAAUGAGCAAUAUUAUCAAGAUGUUGUAGGGAUACUUGACUUCUAUGAGAAAUGUUUGAAAGAUGCUCAUGAUAAAGCAGGAAAACAACUCGGUGAUCAAACAUUUCAGAUAGGAGGUGACCAGCUUACAAGAGAGAGAUUCUCAGGAGCAAAGUCACUCAGAGCACACCAUCUUAACCCUGCUGACAAAUUCAGCCACUUGAGUCCAAUAACAUUUGAACUCUUCCAUAUGUUGAUGUCUUACCUCAAAAUGUCAUUGAACAUCACAUACAGACAAGAAAGUGGUCAAGAUAUUGGAACAUUAAAAUCUCUCCAAGAUAGACUUUCCAGAAAAAAUAUUGGUGACAAUGUUAAUGAUCACUAUGAAGCAAACAAAGACUUUUUCAUUUCUGUUACUGACAUGUAUAUUGUGGAGUGUUUCUUGGAGUUUUUUGGUAUGGAAGAUAAAUAUUCAAUGCCAACUAAACAUGUGCCACCAACCUUUAACACAAAUGAAGAAAUGAAGGAAUGGUAUUUCAGUACUGUGGAGAUAAUAGUCAAACAACAUGUUUUCCUCCAAACUAUAACCACUGGGGCAAAACAACAGAUGCUGGUAGUUGAUGGUCAGUGUUUCCGAUUAGUUUUGGAAAAUGGGAAAACCAUCACACUCAUGAAGAAGACAAUAUCAAAGUCAAAGAAAGGUGAUAAAAUUAGUAAUUAUGGAAAUCAAAUACUCCAGCUAGGAUUGCUGUUUAAAGACUUGAUAGAUAUGAUACAUAUGCCAGAAAGAGUAAGAGGGAUACGCUUGUUAAAACUUGCUAUGAUGUAUUUCAAAGUCCAUAACAAUCUAUCUAAGUACGCCUUAGAAAUACUCAGACUUCUGGUACAUCAACUAUGUACUUUGUCUGAGAAAGGCUCCAAUGAGGAAUUCUACUCCAUGUUUGUAAAUACAGGAGGCAAAUUUGACACGCAUAUUCCUGCUGACCGAAGGAUGGAAUACCUUGUCAAAGAAGUAAAAGAACAUGUUAAACAUAUGUACUCCAACAAAACUGAAGAGAACAUUUCAAACCGUACCAGGGCAAUAUCUGGAAUUCACGAAAUUUCAGAAAAUUUUGACAAACAGUCAGGGGUAAUUAUACGUUCCAAAAAACAUUCCGACAAAUCGUCUAAGGCAGAUGAACUGGCAAUUCUGUCAGAUUUACGAGAUAUAAGACCUUUUCAUUGUCAACCUGGUAGGAAACAUUCAUCUUUUGGAGAAAUUUCAUCAUCUGUUGUUCAAAACCUUGAUGUCGACCAUUAUCACAAUUGGAUCAAUACCAGAAAAGUUAAAUUUGCUUUGGAAAAUGGGAACUAAACAUUGACAUAAUAUAAUGACUAUCAAGUCUGUACUUUGUGUCUUUUUUGUUGUGAGGGAUGUAUAAAUUCCUUUGCCAGGUCCAGUUUGUUUUUUGUUACUUGUUUUUUUUUUGUAUUGAUCUGAUGAGUGAAGAUAUUUCAUCUGAUUUUUGUAGAUUGUUGUUAUGUUGUAUUUGAUAAUUACACCAUUUUAUGCCUGUCCCAUGUCCUGAGCCUGAUGUCGUUGGUUGAUGUCUCUCAUAUUUGUUUUUUUUAAUUGUUUUGAUAUAAAUAUAUAAGGCAGUUAGUUUUCUCAAUUUAAUUUUUUCCAUUUUUAAGUGGGACCUUUUAUAGCGGACUAUAAGGUAUGGGUUUAUCUCAUUGUUGAAGGCUAUAUAUAUGGUUGCAUUGCCUAUAAUUGCUUACAUCUACUUCUUUUGAACUUUGGUGGAGAGUUGUCUCAUUGGCAAUCUUACCAAUUCUCCAUAUUUUUAUGAUAGGUAUUCUUAAUUAAAAACUGCUAUAGCUUUUGUCCAAUCCAUCAUUAUUUUUUCAAAUAUAUUCCACCUUUGGUUUGUGGUGAUAUUUGAUAUAUAACAGUCCACAGUAGAGGUUUUUUUUAAAAGCUGGUUUCUGGUACAUGUAAAAUCAAUGGAAUUAACAUACAAUAUGCAACUUCUUAUAAUCUAUAAAUAUUUUCAACUUUUUAAUUAGUUACAUGAAAUAUUUUUACAUACUAUAAAAGAAAAUGCAUGAUCAGUUACUCUGUUUCCUUUAUUUUUCAAAUUUACAAUUAGCAUAUGCAAUGUACAGAAUAUUGGUUCUUUUCAUUGCUGUUUCAUAGACCAGGAACUGGUUAUUCCAUUUUUGGCAAUAUACUCUUAUUUGGAAUUAAAAUAUUUACUUUCCUGCAUAAUUGGAGUUAUCUCCCAUUGUUUUAACAACUAUUUGUGAACAAAGUAAGAGGUACA
Messenger RNA from Mytilus californianus (California mussel), 3517 nucleotides. RefSeq lists its product as uncharacterized. Lineage: Eukaryota; Metazoa; Mollusca; Bivalvia; Mytilida; Mytilidae. The record is from RefSeq and is a predicted model, not a curated record. Bases 16 to 2565 code for a protein of 849 amino acids. The transcript is spliced from 5 exons.